AUGUCUGCUCCGAAAUUGACUGCUGGGCCUGCGGGAAGGCCUCUCACACAAUCGGUCUCUACGUUCAUUCCCGCCGAUAUCGAUGCUAGUCAUGAGGUUCUUGAUGCCUCAUUCGUCACACACACCAUUCCAGACAUUAGCCCCGAUUCCGGAGUUAUCGGUCUCUGCGCUGUGCCUCUCGAGCGUGCAGGUACUGAUGACCUCGGUUGGCACAUUGCCGACUUCUUAGCAUUCAAAGCACUCCUCUGCGGCGAGACUCACUCGAAAGCUCAGGCAUGGCUUUCCCAGUGUGAUGUUGUCAGCAUCGUAAAGGAUAACCCUGAACAUUACGCCCAUGGUAAGGACCAUCGCUCAGUUAAUGUGGCUGCAAUGCCCUCUUCUUACACCGACCGUCAUGGAAAUCGUCAGGAACGAGACGACGAGAUUAAGGUUGAGCCAUCGGCCGAAAAACUCGUACAGGAUUUCCUUAUGGCCCUUUCGGAUAAGUCCAGGCUCGUUAAAGGGAAGGGUCUUCCCCUAGUCAUUAUCAUUUGUGGCCUUACUACACCAGAGCAAGACGUCUUCUUUGGUAAGACUGAUCCCAAGUUUCAGGUUACAAGUGAGCAAAUGCGCGAGGCACUUGGAGAGCAUGCUGAUGUUGUCGUUAUCACCCCUGCUCUAUUCUCUGCAGGUUGGCUGGUCAAUCCGACCUUUUGUCAACCACCGGCUAGAAAAAUGCGGGCCGAUCGCACAGAGUUCCUCGCAAGGCAAUUUGGUGCAAUAUUUGCAAAGGAUGUUGUUGAAAGCUUCCUAAGUUGGUCAUGUCCCUUUAUUGACUGGGAUCAACUUGACAAGAAGAAGGAUGGCAGGUUCCCCGGUCCGGCAAAGCCUUCACAGCAGCAGCAAGAUGCGAUUGUAGCUUUCAAAGUACAUAUCCACAACACCCUCGCAGGACGAUUGUCCGCCGGGCAUAGAGACCACUCCUUUAACUUUGAGGCAGAUAACGAUGACUGGCAGAAGUUGGUUGGUCCCCGUCAGCACAAGCCAUUGAGCCACUUCAAACAGAAGUGGGAGAAGCUUGGAGUAGGUGCUAUGGCUUCAGCGAAAGAGCAGCGACUUGAGUUUCUUGGAGGCGCUUUCGGUGGCAAUAAGAAGUCCCAGGAAAAACAUAUAAAGCACCUUGUAUAUGACUCGUUCACUGCUUGGCCCGGAUAUUGGGCGUUACCUUUUGGUCGAAGCGCUAGAGCCGCUUUCUACAUGUUUCUUGGAAACCAUCAUCCGGAUUACAGAGACUGCCACGAAAUUUUUAAUAUCAUAGAGCACCGCUCUACUUCAGCCGUGGUUGCAGACAUGACCUUGAAAUACUUUGGUUUCUCAAAACCAUAUGGAGAACGAUGCAGAGACUGGGAUGAGCCAAAGUGGAUAAAAGAGUCAACUGAUUCCACACACCUGGCUGUUAAUCGGCUAUUUGGAGAAAUCAGCAAUUACAUUCCUAGGGUUAAUGUACCUCCUGGUGUCAAUCCGAACCACCUCAGCGUCAUUCAAAGACGGCUAGAGGUUCCUGCCUCUUAUUUGUCAGUAGCCAUAUAUAACCACUUCCUUACUCGUACAGGAUCCUCUCAGACAGUAGUAAAGAGCAUCUCUGGCUUUUUUGAAGAGAUUAAAGGUCGCCAGACUGAGCUACUGCUUAAGGAUCCCAUGUUGCACGAUAAAUGUAGUAUUUGGUUGGACUCAAUUCACCUACCUAUUCGCCGUCAAGACCCAAUUAUGCCUCCUGUGACUACGAAGUCCCCGAUAGAGAGCCCACACGUCGCCCACCAGACCCCUCGAACUUUGAAUAGCGAAGUAGUAGCCUUGAAGUCUCCGACCACAAUUUUACAGACCGAAAAGGCUUCUGAAAUUAUCUCGCCGCCUCAAUCCAAGGCCAGUACGAGACUAGCUGGUCUUUCUAAUAAUCUCCCUACUGAGAUGAAGGAACUACUUCCCGCUAUUGACCCACAAAUAGCCAUUCGGACACUUACCCAAGAGAAGGAGGAUUUGAUCAAAGAGCUUACGAAAGCUCCGCCCGGCAAACUCGUAGAAAUUCGGGAAAAGAUAGCAGAGAACUAUAGUCUUUUAGCUUUCAUGGAAGACAUAGCUCGAAAAAAGGAGACGAAAUCUAAGAAUGGCGCGCAUGAAUCUGAGAAGCGCAUCGAAGUUGUAUCGCCAUCCAUCCACCAGGGUGCUUCUCGCGUUCAUAGUCGCGAGGGCGCGCUCCAGCCAUCUCACGUACAACAAGACCAGAGCCCUGAGCAACAGACGCCCCCUCAUCUCCGAGGUUCUUCAGAGGAUCCCGAUACGAAACCACAUGCUCGACGUCGUUUCGAGGAGUCAGCCGAAGAGAAACAAGCCGGCGACGUGUCCCAGCUUGGCUCGGGAAAAGGAGGUGCCUCCAGCUCACCAAAUGGAACGAAACCACCAUCACCCACUCAGCGCACAACGCAGAACGAAAACAAACCGAUGAAGCAGUCUGACAUAUGGGUCCCGCCCCAUCUCCGUGGCCUAUAA
Daldinia childiae is the source of this 2526-nucleotide messenger RNA. RefSeq lists its product as uncharacterized. Lineage: Eukaryota; Fungi; Ascomycota; Sordariomycetes; Xylariales; Hypoxylaceae. The coding region runs from base 1 to 2526 and encodes 841 amino acids. The record is from RefSeq and is a predicted model, not a curated record. The transcript has 2 exons.